Molecule: messenger RNA, 1641 nt
Organism: Ichthyophthirius multifiliis
Lineage: Eukaryota; Ciliophora; Oligohymenophorea; Hymenostomatida
Exons: 4
Source: RefSeq, a predicted model, not a curated record
AUGUAAAAAGAAUAUUAAUUAAUAAUUAAAGGUGACACUUUUAAUACUAGAAGUAAAAAAAUAUAUCCUUAUAUAGAAAUUUAUAGUGUAUCUAGUAAAGAAAAAAAUUACAUUAUUUAUGAUUCUAAUCCUUUUUUUAGUCCUUUGGCUUUAACAGAUGCUAUAAAUAGAUCCGAUUUGGAUGUUUAGUACGAAAUAUUUGCUUUUAAUCAAUUAGAUUUUAAUGCCGAAUAUUAAGUCUUUAUCGAUAUUAUGAAUUCUGUUUCACAUGAUUAGGGAACUAGAUAUGAAAUAGAUUUUACUAAUGGAGAAAGCUCUGCUUUUUAAAUGAAAUCGGAAAUUCCUUUAUUACCUAAUUAAGAUUAUUUCAUGAAAAAUACCUAUUACACAGCUGUUACAUCUUAACCUUAGUUUGGAACUGAUAAAAAUAUUUAUAAUCCUAUAUCAGAUUCUUAAAAUGGAUUUUUAGGCAUAAACCCUGAAGAUACAAAAGAUACUAAAUAAAAACUGGUAUUCUUAAUGAAUAUAUAAAAUAUAGAAAAUAAAAUUACUAGUACUAAAAUUGUUAUAGAUAAUACUCAAAUUCCUCCUGUAAUAUAUGAAACUAUUCCGAAUAAUGCAGGUUUUUACUUAAUAGCGAAUAAGAAUGUUAUUGAAUUCGAAAAUAGUUCAAAUAUGGAAAUAUGCUAAUAAGCAAUAUCAAGUCUGAAAGUAGGAGAAGGUUUAAUAUCGAAUGCUGUAAUUUAAUAAAAUGAAUAUUUAAACUAAAAUUUAGGAUAAUUUACUCGACUGAAAAUAUCGACUUCAAAAAGAAGUGAUUUGGAUAAUAUGUUCACUAAUGAUAAAAUCUUUGGAGUGAAAAAUGUUUUUGUGAGAAGACAUUCAUCCCUUUAUGCAGAUGAUAAUAUAUUAGACUUUUAUUUUUAUUUUUAUGAUUAAAUAGAUAGCCACGAACCUAAGUUAAUGUCAGCUUUUUUAUUUAAUGGGUAUACAAUAAACUCCCCUAAACCGUUUAAUUUGAGGUAUAGUACGGUUAAUUGGUAUGGAGGCUCUGGUAUUACUAAUUAAGGGUAGAAUAUUCCCACUUUUAUUAGAUUAGGAGGUUAUUUGACAAAAGUGGAAAAAAGAUAGGGAAACUAACGUAUUGUUAUUUUCUUUACAGGUUUAGAUUUUUUCUAUGAUAAUAAUUCUGAUACUUCUUUUGAAAUUUCGUGUUCUUCUUCAGUUGGAUAAGUAGAUACUAAGUGUAGAGGUUUUUCAAAUUAUUAGUAAGCUAACGAUAAGUAUCCUUAAUAAAACUAUUUGAAUAUGAGAAGAAUAGAAGUGGAAUUUCCUGAAGAAGUCCCGGAAGGUUCAGUGAAUUCUUUUGAAUUUCCUAGAAAAUUUUAAAUUCUACAUUAUGGAAACGACGCUCCUACUAGUCCUGUAAAUAACAAUAUGUUUUCUGUUAGAAUAGAAUCAAGCAUAACUUUUAAUAUAAUCGAUUAGACGGACUCUUCUUUAGGUUUCCCUGGUGUAGUUUCUUACGAGAAUCUAGCCACGUUGCCCUAAAUAAUUAUCUUAUAAGCCAUGAUUUCUCGAAUUCGAUAGUAUCAUAAGAUGCAAAAAAUAAUAUUCUGUAUAAAUUUUGGUCAAAAAUGA